Molecule: messenger RNA, 319 nt
Organism: Heterotrigona itama
Lineage: Eukaryota; Metazoa; Arthropoda; Insecta; Hymenoptera; Apidae
Source: the annotation of a GenBank genome assembly
AUGUACUUGGGGGAUUUGUCCAAGUUGAAGACACUGAAUUGUAUGGGACGUUGCACAGGAUCUCAUACAAUACUCAGUUAAAACGACGAUGCCCCCCAACCCGCAUCACAAAACGCGGUACUCCCUGCUACACUAGCCACCGCAGUUAAACAGGUUUUAUGUAUUGACAUUAAAAGGACAUUUUUGUGGACAGACAGCACUGCCGUAUUUCACUGGAUUAAUUGAUCUCCACAUACACUCCAAACAUUUGUUGCGAAUCGCGUCGCAGAGAUUCAACGCUUCACAAACGGAGCAGAGUGGCGACAUGUUGGAAUGGUAG